GGUACGUCGAAUCGGAGGCGAGCGAGUCCCUCGAGUGGAACAGAUAUCAGAUUUUCGUAGAAAAUCCGUCGCCGAGGAGGUUCCCGCAAAUUCCUGAGGUCGUUGGAUCGUUGGCCGAUCGUUUUCACGGCUCGCCGAUGAAAUCAGGGUUCCCGUUUCGUGAAACGCGCCAGGACGGCGAAGCCUCCGUUCGGAAAUCCGAUAACCCGGAUUCCAUCAUUGAUUUGUCGCGAGUGAAAACGGAACGAGACGACGACGACGGAGCGUUGUCCAACGAUCUCAAGACCGAAGUGACGAACGCGUUCGAGGACGUGAAUCUGAAGGACGACAGUUUGGAGGAGAAGAAAGAGAUUCUCGUCAACGGGGAUUCUCGUCUGGUGGUGUCGUCGUCGUUGUCGUUGUCGUCCUCCUUCUCCUCGUCAUCGUCGUCGUCCUCGUCGUCGUCGUCAGCGUCGAACAACGCGACGGAAUGUAAAACGACGAAUCGCAUCGUGGUGUCGAACGCGCGAAUUUCCAACAACAGCGUCACCGUGUCGGUGAUAUAUCCCGAGAACGACAGACCGUGCUUUCCUCGUUCGAACAGUGGGACAUUGUCUUCCAGGCGGACAGCGGACGUCAUUCCCUCGAACGAAGUGGAACAGCAGGGAAACAAGGGAAACUGGAUGAAUUCGAGGAAACAAGCCGGCGCGAGUGGCGGUGAGGAAGUGGUAACGGGAUUCGGUUACCACGAUCGUGGUCUGGCGGAACGCAACGACGUUGGACCACGUUUGAACGAGACGAACGCAAGUAAGAAGGGUAAUUGGCGCGUUCAACACGUUCACAUCAGCGCU
This is a messenger RNA of Frieseomelitta varia, 830 nucleotides long. RefSeq lists its product as uncharacterized. The record is from RefSeq and is a predicted model, not a curated record. NCBI's taxonomy places the organism in Eukaryota, Metazoa, Arthropoda, Insecta, Hymenoptera, Apidae. The transcript has 3 exons. The annotation marks the transcript as partial.